AGGAGAGACAGCGCAACUGCAUCAUCCUCCUCCCUGCCUCCUGCGCGCUGGUCCAUCCAUCCAUCCCCUCUCCUCCUGUAACAGAUGGUGGGAACAGCGCUGCAUCUAGCGGGCAGCAGCGCAGCACAGCUCCGCAUCCUCCCCUCCACACAGCCGUGGCCCCGCAGCAGCAGCAUGCUCCAGCAGGGCUCCGGCAGCCUCUGAGGUCCCGGCAGCACCAGCACCUCGGCCGCCCUGCAGGAACCUUCUUGCGACUCUCCAUCGAGCAGGGGGGGGAAGAUGGCCGCUAUGAAAAUAUUAACCAGCACGGGGCUCUUCCUGGCUUUGUGCGCGCUGGGGCUGCUCACCAUGGCCAUCUGCACCGAUUACUGGUACGAGACCGACGCCAGGAGACACCGAGAGAGGUGUAAAAACUAUGGCAACAAGCGCAACGACCCGGGCUACAUCUACAUCUCCAACCACAACCUCCCGCUCCAGAUGCUCCCGAGGAGCCUGCAGAGGGAAGGUGGUGAUGGGGAUGGCCCGCACGCUGCUCCCCUCGUCCGGGGGAAGCGACACUUUCUGUCGGCGGCCACCGCCAUGGAGUCUCAGUGCAGCCGGCAGUUCAACUCCACCAUCUCCGGGCUGUGGAGGAAGUGCCACCGGGAGGGCUUCGACCUGGAGACCGAGGAGCUGAUUUACAAAGGAAAAAUUCAAAGAUGUAUCCCAGUCAAGUAUCACUAUUCCUCGUCCAUCCUACCACGAAAUUUACCCAUCAACAUCACAAAGACCAUACGACAGGAUGAGUGGCAUGCGCUACAUCUAAGAAGAAUGACGGCCGGUUUUGUGGGGAUGGCUGUGUCCAUCAUUCUUUUUGGCUGGAUCAUCGGGGUGCUGGGAUGCUGCCAGCAGCAUGACCUCAUGCAAUAUGUAGCUGGGCUACUCUUUCUCAUGGGAGGAACAUGCUGCAUCAUCUCCUUGUGCACAUGUGUGGCAGGAAUCAACUUCGAGUUAUCCCGCUACCCUCGCAACAUGUACGGCCUCCCUGAGGACAUUAGCCAUGGCUAUGGCUGGUCCAUGUUUUGUGCCUGGGGCGGCCUCGGUCUCACAUUGCUGGCUGGCUUCCUCUGCACCUUGGCUCCCUCUCUGAGCACACCCGUUCGCACGACCAUCCACAAGCCGAGGCAGGAGAACGGAACCGUGUGACGGAGGCGCUGCGAGGCGACCGACCCACUGAACGCACAAACUGCACCCUUCCAACGUUGAUGUUCAACUCUGAAAAGGUUCUUUUUUUUUUUUUUUUGUCAAAUUCACCACAUCACAACACGUUCAACACCGCCAUCCCCUUCCAGUGUUCAGUGUGCCUGAGUUGUAACGUAAGCAGCGAACUAACAACAAGAUUCACACAUCUAAGCUUAAAAACUCUCAAGGAACCUCCAGGAACAUCAAGAGUAACUUGUACAGCAACAUAUGACCGGGGAAUGACUCUCAUAGAACAAGUAGGACUUUUUUCAUUGUUGUUGUUGUUGAUGUUGUUUUGUUUCAAUUUUUGACAUGCUGAUUUUAUUGUGACCUAAAGGUGACUGUUUUCUCAGAAGAGAAUUUGUCUCAAAAUGGUGCUCUUUUAAAACAGCCACACACACACACACACACACACACACACACACACACACACACACACACACACACACACACACACACACACACACACACACACACACACAUGGGAACAAACACACAGACAUCAUGCCCAUCAUCCUGUCAGUAUUCCUCUUUCAUUCAGCGGUGCGUGUUACUGUUUGUAAUUUAAAAAAAAAGAAAGAAAUGUGCUGGCAGUGACUUUUCAUUGCUUAUCUUUAGGUAGGCACAAUAACGGACAUCAAAACAUGAGUCUGGGGGAAGAUGUUUACAGCCCAUAAUGGAUCUUGCAGUGUUGUCAGUGCGAUAAAGUUCACAGACAUAACUCCCCUUGAAAAGCAAAUUGAUCCCUCUUUUUUCAAAAUUCCCCACGUAAAGAUACAUUUCUUUGUAGAUCCAGAUCAUUGUUUGUGUAAAGUGCAUUUUGAAUAAGAUUUUGUUCUCCGUGUCAUUUGAGGUAAUGAAGGCUGACAGUAUGGAGAACAAGCAGAUUUUGUUCAUUUAUUUAUUUAUUUUGUACCAAAUAGAAACAGCUAAGGAAACAGAACGCAGUAGAACGCAGCAGCUGCUGAGCAGGGAUGUAAUGUUGCUGUGCUGUUACUGCUCUGACAGGCCCAGUUGUUUACUGGCUGCUGAAUCAAAUCCUAACAAGAGCAAACAUGGGAAACCAAACUGAGGAGGAAGUAUCUGUUUACCCUUGAUAUCAGUCAGCUGUUCUGCGUGCUCCGACUACAGCCAAGCUUUGCGAUUUUAGAGAAAGAAGCAAGCGCUGUGUCAGUGAUCCCACUGCUGAAGAAGCACAACCAAAAGCCCUCUCUGAGUCAAGCAAAGGGACGCAAAGUGUCAAAGGUCAUAUCAAGUCAUCAAAUAAAAUGGGAACAUACAAUCACAUAUUUUGAAGUCAUUAAAAAUCAUGAAAUCAUUCAAAGAUGAUUAAAUCUUUGGAUGGAACAUUCAAAUCAGGCUUCAAAAAAGGGGGGGAAAGCACAGUACUGUAAUAAACAACCUUCAACUGCACCUAAUCCACACGCUGAACAUGAAAAAAUGAUGUGACCCUUCAGUGACAGGUGUCCACACGGAAUCCCUUGGUUUUUGCGUGUUGUGCUAUGGAUGCAAAUGUUCCGCAAUCUCUUACAUUUUUGACACAUUCUGAACCAUUCAAUUCUUACACAAUUUGCCAAAAUGUGAUGGAACAAUGUAAACCCCCCGUGAACGUGGAGAACAGCUUGAAAGUGUUAGUGAAAAGGAGACUUUUGAGGGUCCUGGUGAUAGUUUGGGUGAUAAUGACCAACAGCAUACAUCAUUGUUAUCAUUAUAUAUUUUUAUUGCCAGCAACUAAUUUAUUUUGAUAUAACAAUAUUCACCACAAGUUCAUUAUACAUUUAUAUAAGUGUUGAUUGCCUGAGAUAAAUCAUCAGAAACUUUACUGCUGUUUCAAUUAACUCUCUUAAGUAAAAAAGAAAAAGUGUUGUCAGUGUGUUAACAACACUGUGUGUGAUGUUCAGUCCCUUCACCGUCACCAUUGACAAGGAAAUCAUGCGAGGCAUGAUUGAAAUCAGUAUCUUCAGUGUCAUCUUUGCACUUUGCUGCAUCUCAUAAAGUCAGUGAAUCUGAGUGUGGGAGCAGGAGCUGAUCAGAGCAUGUGUCAUGUACCCUGCUGUAUCUUUUACAAAGAAUCUGGGUUUAUUCCAUACUCACUAGACAUUAACCUGGGCUCUUAUUGUGAAAAUAUUCAGGCCUGAAACUUUGACUAUAAACGUGACAAUAUUUUGGUCAAUACACCAGUGAUAGACAGAACGAAAUGCUGGCUGGUGUCUUGGCUGUGUGCAGUUUUAAGUUCACACUUAAAUUCAUACAGUCACACGGAUAUUACUGAAAGUGCUAAACUGUAACGUGUUUACUUAGUGGAAGUAUAACGUGUUGUUAUAACUGAAGCACUAUUCACAGAAUUCUUGAAAGCGUUUUUGUGUAUUAUGCACAGAAAAAUCUGAGUUUUUCUGUGCACUGAUGGGUCUUUAUCAGCAGUCCAGAAGUAUUACAAAAAUGAAUUUUUAAUUUUGAAAGAACAUAUUUUACACCCCUAUAUGUGAAGCAGUAAAUUUAGAAGAAAUCCAGAACAUAGCUUUGUCUGCAUUUUGAAUCUAAAGUAUUUUCACUGACCGAGAAGAACAGUAGCACACAGUAGCAAAGAUGUUCAAAACCUUAAAAAUGAGAACAAAUGAAGUCAUUGCAACUGAACAACGUUUGUAAAAGUGUUGUAAAGCCCUCUCAGGAGGGAAAGCUGUGUUUGCCUGCUGUGUUUUUCAUGAGGAACAUUGUACAGUGUGCAGUGAGAGAUGCCCUGUGAAAAUGCCGCUGUUAAGAGUGGCACUUGUUUCAGUAGCACAACCAUUAUUUUCUACAAGUCAUUUAUACUGGGUGCAACCACUUCAGAUGUUCUGUGGGGAUAAAAAAAAAAGACAAAACUGUCUUGCAUGAUCUCAUUCCAGUUAGUUUCUUUCAAUAUAUGAAAAAAAAACUUGUGUCAGUUUUUUCAUUAAUUUAUUUUACUGAAA
This is a messenger RNA of Cololabis saira (Pacific saury), 4172 nucleotides long. It is a transcript of the gene tmem276b, whose product is annotated as transmembrane protein 276b. Lineage: Eukaryota; Metazoa; Chordata; Actinopteri; Beloniformes; Belonidae. Gene Ontology annotation, cellular component: membrane. The coding region runs from base 280 to 1185 and encodes 301 amino acids. The transcript is spliced from 4 exons. The record is from RefSeq and is a predicted model, not a curated record.